This is a messenger RNA of Tribolium madens (black flour beetle), 2267 nucleotides long. Its product is annotated as general transcription factor II-I repeat domain-containing protein 2A-like. The transcript is spliced from 2 exons. The record is from RefSeq and is a predicted model, not a curated record. Lineage: Eukaryota; Metazoa; Arthropoda; Insecta; Coleoptera; Tenebrionidae. Bases 822 to 2120 code for a protein of 432 amino acids.
UAAAUAAAUGUCUUUUCAUUCGGAAUUAUUUUAAUUGCGCGCCAAAACUGAAAUCUGCAACAUCCGCGAAAGCAAGCGGCGAACGUGAUGACUCGUCCCCGCCCUCGCCUCGCCGUUUUGGUGGCAAUCGAAAGAAACGUCCAGUGCGAUGACGAUUGCCGCCCGUGUACCAACUGUGCUGGCUGAUCGAGUAAAACGAGUUAUAGUUACAUAUAUAAUUGGAUCCACGGCGCCGUACGAAACCAACAACUACCUGUUUUGUUUUGAAUUUCGCAUUUACUCCCGGUUGUGUGCGUAAUAACUUUCAGUGAUGGCUUCAAAAAAAAGGAAGUUAUUAGAAGAAAAUAGAGUAUUUAACGAUGCAUGGACAGAUUUAUACUUUUUUAUUGAUUGUAAGGGAAAACCCCUAUGUUUAAUAUGCCAAAAAACUAUUGCUGUUAAAAAAGAAUAUAAUCUCAAACGCCAUUACGAUAGCGAGCAUAAAACUAAAUUUGCAUUUCUUGUGGGUGAUUUACGGAAAAAUAAAAUUAACGCAUUGAAAUCGUCAGUAAAGAACCAACAAAAUGUUUUUAAGGUUCAAAUUCAAAGUAACGAGUCGGGUGUACGUGCGAGUUUGAGGGUAGCAGAAAUACUUGCGAAGUCUGGCCGACCGUUUACUGACAGCGAACUAGUAAAACAAUGUGCUUUAGUUAUGGCUGAGGAGGUGUGUCCAGAGCAAAAAAAAAAUAUUUGAUGAUAUUUGUCUAUCUGCCAGAACCUGCACCCGGCGUACUGAAGAUUUGGGCAAUAAUUUAUGCGAGCAACUUCAGGAAAAGGCACAAAUGUUUGAAUGGUUCUCUUUAGCCACCGAUGAAAGUGAUGACGUUUCGGAUACUGUGCAGCUACUAAUAUUUGUGCGCGGUAUUGAUGAGAACAUUAAUGUUUUUGAGGAGCUUUUACAGUUAUGCAGUUUGAAAGGAACGACUACAGGGGAAGAUUUAUUUCGCCACUUAGAACAAGCGUUAGUGUCAAUGCAAUUACCAUGGGCAAAAUUGGUAAGCGUUACAACUGAUGGAGGCAGAAACAUGAGUGGACAAAACAAGGGCCUGGUGGGUAGGAUUAAAACAAAACUGGCAGAGAUAGGUUGCGAUAUGCCAUUAUUUUUCCAUUGUAUUGUCCACCAAGAAGCGUUAUGCUGCAAAGUUCUUGCAUGGAAAGAAGUAAUGGACAUCGUAAUAUCGACAGUAAAUUCCAUCAGAAAAAAUGGGCUGACACAUCGCCAAUUUCAACAGUUUCUGUCGGAUGUGGAAGCUGAUCACCGAGAUGUCCUGUAUUAUUCUGAAGUGAGAUGGUUAAGUAGAGGUGCAGUACUGAAAAGAUUUUUUGAUCUACGAAAAGAAAUCAACACUUUUUUGAUCGAAAAAAGUAAAUCUGUUCCAGAACUUACAGAUCCUCAAUGGUUAAUAGACCUUGGUUUUUUGACAGAUUUAACUCAUGAGUUAAAUAUACUGAACAUGAAGCUUCAAGGAAAAAACAAAUUAGUCUCUCAUAUGCACACAGAUGUAAAGGCAUUCCAAAUGAAAAACAAGCUCUUUAUAAAACAUAUCGACGAGAAAAAACUGGACCAUUUUCCGAAUUGUAAAAAAGCUGUCGAAGAAGUUGGAAAGAAUUUUCAUUGGAAAAAUGAUAAAAUGAAAUGCAUGUUAAUGCAGCUACAAAAUCAGUUCAACGACAGAUUUUGUGACUUCGAGAAGGUUUCUGGCAAACUGAAGAUUUUUGCAAACCCUUUUUCAUGUGAUAUUGACGACGUACCGAGUAAUUUACAAAUGAAUGUGAUUGAUCUUCAAUCUAAUGACACUUUCAAAAACUCCUUCUAUGAAAUCAAUGAUAUUAUUAAAUUUUAUGGCAGUUUGCCAUCUAAUUUUGACGAAUUGAAAAGGUUUGCUCAGCAAUUAAUUACAAUUUUUGGCAGCACCUACUUAUGCGAACAAACAUUUUCAAUCCUCAAUUACAGAAAGAAUAAAUAUUGUUCUCGUCUCACAAAUGAGCAUUUGAGUGCCAUUUUACGAAUUUCUACGACAGGCAUGAAAGCAAACAUUCCACAAAUAGCCAGUCAAAUACAGCCUCAAAAAUCGCAUUAAAUUUUGAUUCGACUCGCAUAUAUAGCAUAUUUAUUUCGAAGUUUUGACUUAAUUUGUCUGUUUUUUCUCAUUUUCUUAUUAUUGUUUCUACUUAUUAAUAAAAUUUAUAUAAAAUGUUGAUGAAUAAAGUAAAAGUAAAUAUUUGUG